AUGCAGGCACUGGCUAUAUCUACCAAGGUCGAUCAGGUGUGCCCCGGCAAACUUGAUAAGAACUUGAACAAGCAAGGUCUCAAGAACAACGUCGUCAUCGCUAUUAACCCCAAACUAUGGAAAUCCAGAGGUUUCUGUCUGGAGGCAAUGGUAGGGUCAAUCGGACAGUCGUUCAUGCUUUCAACCUUGCUGGGAGAGGUUGGCUGGCCAAUGUGA
Molecule: messenger RNA, 216 nt
Organism: Phytophthora nicotianae INRA-310
Lineage: Eukaryota; Oomycota; Peronosporomycetes; Peronosporales; Peronosporaceae
Exons: 2
Coding region: 1-216 (71 amino acids)
Source: RefSeq, a predicted model, not a curated record